AUGUACGCGAUGAAACCGAUUCCGGUGCAGCAGCUACCAUCGCAGCUGCAGCAACAGCAGGCCCCACAGCGGCAACCAAAGACGACCAGAAUCACGGAUGACUAUGAAAUUUCCAACACCGUCCUUGGGCUCGGCAUCAACGGCAAGGUGGUGCAAUGUACGGGCAGGGAGUCGGGCCAAAAGUACGCCCUCAAGGUACUGCACGACAAUGCCAAGGCCAGACGCGAGGUGGAGCUGCAUUGGCGGGCGAGCGGUUGCCGGAACAUUGUAAAUAUCAUCGACGUGUACGAGAAUAGCUACAGCGGCAAUCGGUGCCUGCUCGUCGUUAUGGAAUGCAUGGAGGGAGGAGAAUUGUUCCAGCGAAUCCAGGAGCGACAGGAUGGCCCGUUCACAGAAAGAGAGGCGGCCCACGUCAUGCAUGAAAUCUGUGUCGCUGUCAAAUUCUUGCACGAUUCCAACAUCGCACACCGUGAUCUCAAGCCGGAAAAUCUGCUCUACACAUCGCCCCAUUCGAACGCCAUACUAAAACUGACAGAUUUUGGCUUCUCGAAGGAAACGUUCACCAAGGACACGUUGCAGACACCCUGCUACACGCCGUACUACGUCGCACCAGAGGUCCUUGGGCCGGAGAAUUACGAUAAGAGCUGUGAUAUAUGGUCCCUGGGUGUGAUUAUGUACAUUCUGUUAUGUGGGUUCCCACCGUUCUACAGCAACCACGGGCUUGCCAUCUCGCCAGGCAUGAAAGCCCGCAUUCGUACCGGGCAGUAUGAUUUCCCCAACCCGGAAUGGAAAAACGUUAGCCAGGCGGCAAAGGAUCUAAUCAAGGGCAUGCUCAACGUCGAGCCGGAAAAGCGACUUACCAUCGAGCAAGUAAUGAUGAACCCUUGGAUUCGGCGUUACACGGAGGUGCCUCAAACGCCGCUGCACACUGGGCGCAUGUUGAAGGAGGGCGAGGAAAUCUGGCCCGAAGUGCAGGAAGAAAUGACACGAUCGCUAGCCAAUAUGCGAGUUGAUUAUGAGAUGCACAUCAAGAAUCUGGAUAGCUCGAACAACGCACUGCUGAACAAGCGAAGAAAGCGCGGAGAAGAAAAGGCUAGUACGAAACAGUAAAAUGCGAUGGCUUGUCGAACCAUACGUGAUUAGCAGGCGUAUGAUGAGCGCGUAUUUUAAGCAACAACAAAACGGAAAAAAAGUUAAUCCCUUUCUCUACUACGCGACAAAUCAACAUCACGGAUCACGCAUUUCUUUGUUACCACCCAACAUAGGUACGUAG
Messenger RNA from Anopheles nili, 1273 nucleotides. RefSeq names its product MAP kinase-activated protein kinase 2 (gene MAPk-Ak2). The transcript is spliced from 7 exons. Gene Ontology annotation, molecular function: mitogen-activated protein kinase binding; calcium-dependent protein serine/threonine kinase activity; calcium/calmodulin-dependent protein kinase activity. Gene Ontology annotation, biological process: protein autophosphorylation; intracellular signal transduction; peptidyl-serine phosphorylation. The coding region runs from base 1 to 1110 and encodes 369 amino acids. The record is from RefSeq and is a predicted model, not a curated record. Lineage: Eukaryota; Metazoa; Arthropoda; Insecta; Diptera; Culicidae. Gene Ontology annotation, cellular component: cytoplasm; nucleus.